Heterobilharzia americana is the source of this 1248-nucleotide messenger RNA. NCBI's taxonomy places the organism in Eukaryota, Metazoa, Platyhelminthes, Trematoda, Strigeidida, Schistosomatidae. The record is from the annotation of a GenBank genome assembly.
UGCUUGUGUGUUAUCAAGUGAGUGUUAUUUGGUGUUUAAGAGUUGCACAAUUGGUCUCUCUCUCUCUCUCUAUCAUAUGAUCUACUGUAAAUUUAUCGAUUCUUCUUAUCUACUCACCCCCUUAUUCAAACAUGGUUAUAUCGUUCAUUUUUUGUAAUAUGCUGUCUACAUGAUACCUAUAUGUGUUAACAUACCAAUGCAUCUCAUUACACAAAUACACACACAUACACAUAGAAGUAUUGAGACAUGUGUAUAACCAACUCAUCGAUAGGUUUCUCUGCCAAAUCAAUGGGAGGUUAACCAGUUAACUAUAGAUGAUCAAAUUUAUAAAGAUGCACACAUUCAUUGUUUCUUACCUAUAAAUAGUGUUUCAGUUAUUAUUAUUCAAUAAAACACAAAAGUUUCAACUAAACAGACUAACUAUCUAUACUACUUAAUUAUUAUUUUUAUUUACAAUCAUGGCGAGUACAAUGGAACAGUUUAUUACAGCAUAUCUAACAAUUUGUCGUGAUGGUGAUGAUGUUGUUGAUAAAAGAGAACUUAUAGAUUACUGUAGAAAAGAAAAGAUAGAUACAAAAAUGGUUGAUACAUGGAUUUCACAUUUCGAUGUCGAUAAAGAUAAUAAAAUUACUCUAGAAGAAUUUUGUCGUGGUCUAGGAUUGAAACCAGCUGAAAUGCGUAAUGAACGAACUCAUCUUAAAACAGUUCAAUCUGGUAGAUCACCUAAAAUACCUGAUGGAAUUGAAGUGAUCGCUUCAACAAUGCCUUUACCAAAACAAGUUGAAGUUGUUCAACUGUUUAAAGAUAUCGUUACUAAAACAGGUGGAACUGAUCCAGAUAUGCGUAAAAUUGCUAAUGAUUUUAAAGUUAAAUUAGAAGAACGAUAUGAACGUGUUUGGCAAGUAGUUAUAUUAACUGGUUCAUAUUGGAUGAAUUUUUCACAUGAACCAUUUCAAUCACUUCAAUUUAAGCAUGAUAAACAUGUUGUUCUUGUCUGGCGUACACCAAGCAAUUGAAAUAAUUGAAAAAUACUAUCCAAUUUAAGUAAUACUAGUAAAUACUUCAGAGAUUAUCGAAUCUCUUUUUAUACAACAAUGAGCAAACCAUUUAUUCUUUCUUUACAAAACACAAAAAACGAACUACCCUUCUCAAAUAUGCGUUCAUGCUUAUGAUACUAUUCAUAGUAUUAAUAAUAAAAUAAUUUUUCUUAAAAAUUAUAAAAUUAGUGAAUAUAUAUUUUAUAUAUUU